Molecule: messenger RNA, 1720 nt
Organism: Propithecus coquereli (Coquerel's sifaka)
Lineage: Eukaryota; Metazoa; Chordata; Mammalia; Primates; Indriidae
Gene: RRP8
Product: ribosomal RNA processing 8, methyltransferase, homolog (yeast)
Exons: 7
Coding region: 134-1498 (454 amino acids)
Biological process (GO): regulation of transcription by glucose; cellular response to glucose starvation; rDNA heterochromatin formation
Cellular component (GO): rDNA heterochromatin; nucleolus; chromatin silencing complex
Molecular function (GO): methyltransferase activity
Source: RefSeq, a predicted model, not a curated record
GCCGGCCGCUCUAGCCGCCUCCGGUUCUAGCGUUCUGGUUUCCGGCUCCGCUCUGGCUGAACGCUCUGGCUCCCAGACACGCUCUGCACGUGGAGAGGAGUGCGGACUCCGCGACCCUGCCCUCCACACCCGCAUGUUCGAGGAGCCUGAGUGGGCCGAGGCGGCCCCGGCAGCCUUGGGCCUAGGGUCCGUGACCUCACAGCCUCGGCCCGCAGCAGCCUCUCAAAACAAGGGCUCCAAGCACCGCCAGCUCCUAGCUACAUUACGGGCCCUAGAAGCAGCAUCUCUUUCCCACCAACCCCCUGGCCUACCUAGCAAUGACUCUGAGGAGGAGGAGGUGGAAAGGAUAAAGAAACGCCCCAAAAAGGUAUCGUUUACCAGUGCCUCUGCUGAAGUAGGGGAGAAAAGGAAGAAGAAAUGUCAAAAACAGAGCCUGAGUGCCUCUGAGGAAAGGGAAGUGGAAAGGAAGAAGUGUCAUAAACGGGCUCUUCUUGGCAGUGACUCUGCUGAAGAAGAGAACAAAAAGAGGAAACACCAGAAACAUGCCCCUUCAAACCCAGCCCAGCACCUGGACAGUGUUAACCAUUCAGGUCCCAAAGCCUGGAAGAGUAGUGCUGCAAAGGACCCACCCAAGCCAAACCUUGAGUCCACUUCCCCUAAACCCCCUCAUACCCUGAGCCGCAGGCAGUGGCGGAACCGGCAGAAGAACAAGCGGAGACACAAUAACAAGUUUCGGCCACCUCAGGUGGCAGAGCAGACUGCAGCCCAGGCCCCCACAGAGGAGACAGGUGUGCCUCCUUCCCACAGGCCAGACAGCCAUGAGGCUCGUGCUGGGGCUCUGCGAACCCGCAUGGCACAGCGGCUGGAUGGGGCCCGAUUUCGCUACCUCAACGAACAGCUGUACUUAGGGCCCAGCAGUGCUGCACAACGUCUCUUCCAGGAAGACCCUGAGGCUUUUCUUCUUUACCACCGUGGUUUCCAGAGCCAAGUGAAGAAGUGGCCCCUGCAGCCAGUGGACCGCAUUGCCAAGGAUCUUCGCCAGCGGCCUACGUCCCUAGUGGUAGCUGACUUUGGCUGCGGGGAUUGCCGCCUGGCUUCAAGUAUCCGGAAUCCUGUGCACUGCUUUGAUUUGGCCUCUCUGGACCCCAGGGUCACUGUGUGUGACAUGGCCCAGGUGCCUCUGGAGGAUGAGUCUGUGGAUGUGGCUGUGUUUUGCCUUUCACUCAUGGGAACCAACAUCAGAGACUUCCUAGAGGAGGCAAAUCGAGUGCUGAAGCCAGGGGGUCUCCUGAAAGUUGCUGAGGUCAGCAGCCGCUUUGAGGAUGUUCGGGUCUUUCUAGGGGCAGUGUCCAAGCUGGGUUUCAAGGUCAUCUCCAAGGACCUGACAAACAGCCACUUCUUCUUAUUUGAUUUUCAAAAAACUGGGCCCCCUCGGGUAGGGCCCAAGGCUCAACUCUCAGGCCUGAAGCUUCAGCCAUGUCUCUACAAGCGCAGGUGACCUCUGAAUCUCCCUUGAAAGGGGAGGCAGAACUUGAACUUGAGGCUCAUAAGUCUGAAGAGCAUGAGCCAUAACCUGGUACUACCCUUCCUCCAUCCCAAGAACAAGGUGUGAUAAAACCUCUGGCUCAGCCCUGCUCCUCUGAAGGCUUCUUGGUUACAGGAUGCAUAAAGUCACUUGGGCGAGAUAAAGAAUAAAGAGUUUAUUGUGAGAACAUGGGGA